AUGGGUGGUUUAGAGGCGAUCCGUCGUGCCAUCGCCAAGGUGAUUCUCAAGGUAACUAAUGCUACCAAGUCACGCCGGCAACUGAACAGCUACAGCAAACCCAGGUCCUCGAAAGCCCGCAGGCGCAAGGCCAAGGCAAGCUCGAAAAGGCGGAACAAGAAUGCAGGGCCGGUCUUUGUGAGGAAGAAGGGCUCUAACAAGGUGUGGGUCGAGAACCGCAACAAGUCUGGCAAGCGGACUAGAAACCAUUCGGCGAACCACCACGGCCGUAAGCCAAAAUCCAGGAAUCGUGAAAGAGCCUAUGCUGCUGAUCCCACAACCAGGCAGGUCUCUGCCAGACCCGUGGGCACAUCGGGUUAUACUGGAUAUGGUUCGUCAGUGUAUUCCACGGAUUAA
Molecule: messenger RNA, 396 nt
Organism: Neoarthrinium moseri
Lineage: Eukaryota; Fungi; Ascomycota; Sordariomycetes; Amphisphaeriales; Apiosporaceae
Exons: 1
Coding region: 1-396 (131 amino acids)
Source: RefSeq, a predicted model, not a curated record